UCGCGGAGCCACCGGUCUCCCUCCUCCCACGCGAGCGAGUGGCGGCGAGCCCCUCGCGGGAGCGGAGCUCGCGCUCGCCGCUGCGCACAAAGCGACCCCCCGCCCCGCGCCCUCCUCUUCGAGACGAGCCCCUCACGGAAGACCUUCGCCGCGGCCGCGCUGCCCCCGUGCCACCGCAACGCCCGGCCAUGGCUGUCGUAUCCGAGAGCUCGCGCAGGGCGCUGCUGCCCAGCUUCCUCUACUCUUCCCCUGCCUCGUACUCGUCGUCGACCACCUCGUUCGCGGCAGCUGCCGGGGUCGCCGCGCCGUCGUCGUCGGCGGGGCCGGCGGUGUGGGCGCGUGCGCCGAGCGAGCCGUCGGGGAAGAUCGAGAUGUACUCGCCGGCCUUCUACGCCGCGUGCACGGCCGGCGGCGUCGUCAGCUGCGGGGUCACGCACAUGUCCGUCACGCCGCUCGACCUCGUCAAGUGCAACAUGCAGAUUGACCCAGCCAAGUACAAGAGCAUCUCAUCUGGGUUUGGUGUUCUCUUGAAAGAACAAGGUGCAAGAGGUUUCUUCAGAGGAUGGGUGCCCACACUGCUUGGUUACAGUGCUCAGGGCGCGUGCAAAUUUGGUUUCUAUGAAUUUUUUAAGAAGUACUAUUCGGACAUUGCUGGACCUGAGUAUGCGGCUAAGUACAAGACAUUAAUUUAUUUGGCUGGCUCUGCUUCGGCUGAAGUAAUUGCAGAUGUUGCACUCUGCCCCAUGGAGGCUGUGAAGGUUCGUGUGCAGACACAACCUGGCUUUGCGAGAGGUUUAUCUGAUGGCCUCCCUAAAUUUGUUAAGGCAGAUGGCUAUUCUGGAUUGUAUAAAGGGAUUGUUCCACUCUGGGGGCGACAAAUUCCUUACACUAUGAUGAAGUUCGCCUCUUUUGAGACCAUUGUUGAGAUGAUAUACAAAUAUGCGAUCCCUGCCCCCAAGAGUGAUUGCAGCAAAACACUGCAGCUCGGUGUGAGCUUUGCAGGCGGUUACGUCGCCGGGGUGUUCUGUGCAAUAGUUUCACACCCUGCGGAUAAUCUUGUGUCUUUCCUCAACAAUGCCAAGGGCGCAACAGUUGGCGAUGCUGUGAAGAAACUUGGUUUGUGGGGUCUCUUCACGCGCGGACUCCCUUUGCGUAUCCUGAUGAUCGGUACUCUCACUGGAGCGCAGUGGGGUAUCUAUGACGCUUUUAAAGUGAUGGUUGGACUGCCAACAACCGGUGGAGUUGCUCCAACACCUGCCGCCGGUGGGGAGCAUUUGAAGACCGAUGCUUGAGUUUAUGCUUCUGAACUUCUAACAACAUUGUCCCAACUUGGAUGAUGGCGAAAUAGAUUUUUCUUGGUUUAGGAACAAAAAGGAUUAGUUCAUUAAUUGGAUCGCUGCUACAGUAAAAACCUGAGAUGAGCGCAAGCUCCUCAGGGCUUACAAUGGUAUAGUUAGUAGACAGCUUAGGACAAUAUUCACUAUAUAUAUGCUCAUCCAAUGAAUGAUAUUUCGAUUUUACCAGGCGUAGUUUUUCGCAGUAGAAAUGUUGAUACGCCUUGCUUGGCUUCAUCUUUUGUUUGGCUGUUGCCCUUGUUACUCACCGUUAUUCAUUCCUUCAAAUGUGAAUAAACCAAUAUGUGGCAGUAUUCAGUUCGA
Messenger RNA from Oryza brachyantha (malo sina), 1658 nucleotides. RefSeq names its product mitochondrial phosphate carrier protein 3, mitochondrial-like. Gene Ontology annotation, biological process: mitochondrial phosphate ion transmembrane transport. NCBI's taxonomy places the organism in Eukaryota, Viridiplantae, Streptophyta, Magnoliopsida, Poales, Poaceae. The record is from RefSeq and is a predicted model, not a curated record. Gene Ontology annotation, molecular function: phosphate transmembrane transporter activity. Gene Ontology annotation, cellular component: mitochondrial inner membrane. The coding region runs from base 189 to 1292 and encodes 367 amino acids. The transcript has 6 exons.